Molecule: messenger RNA, 344 nt
Organism: Adineta steineri
Lineage: Eukaryota; Metazoa; Rotifera; Eurotatoria; Adinetida; Adinetidae
Source: the annotation of a GenBank genome assembly
AUGGGGAAGGGUUUCGAAAAUUAUAUGUCAAAAAAAUGGUUUCAUCCAACCAAUAUUGGAAAUAUGAAACGUCAAUAUAUGGCUGAACAAAAAAAUGCUGAUGAAAAAAGACGACAACAAGAAUUACGUGAACAAUAUGAACGUGAACAAGAAGUUUUUUCCAAUAAACAAUUAAUGGGUGAUGAAAAAGCUCGUCUUGGUCUUUCAUUUAUGUAUAAUCCACCAGCUGGUAUGGCUAAACAAGAAGAACAAACUCAAGAACAAGAACUUCGACGUGCUGAUGGAACAUUAAUUAUUAAAAAAGAUGAACCGAAAUUUGAAUGGCAAAGAAAAUACAACGCACC